Molecule: messenger RNA, 2029 nt
Organism: Wasmannia auropunctata (little fire ant)
Lineage: Eukaryota; Metazoa; Arthropoda; Insecta; Hymenoptera; Formicidae
Exons: 6
Coding region: 67-1770 (567 amino acids)
Source: RefSeq, a predicted model, not a curated record
CCUGACAGCGUCCAUGACCUCCUCGAAGUGACUGGACACCUGUACGGCCGCUCCAGGUUGGAUUCUAUGACGACGAGAGGAGCGGUAUGUCUGCUCCUGACGAUCUUGACGCUAGGAGGUUCGCGGGGUAGCACAAGGUACUUCGUGAAAAUGCGAACGAACGCAUCCGAGAUGUUUAAAACGAAGGCGGACAACUUGAGGAUUCUCCAGGAUCCGAUAGCGAUCACACCGAACCCUUUGUACGAUAACGCGGGGAACGAGCAUCAAGCCGACGACGGGAGGAUGACCAAAGAGAUAUCGAGCGAUCAGUACAAUCGGAGAAAUUCCUUUGUCGAGUCUUCGACCUUCAAUCCAGAUGUGCUCAACAAGUUCCUCGAGGAUUACGCGAGCAAAAUUAAGAGCACCACCGAGAGGAAUUUCAAGUAUCCCUUCAGAAUUGUGAAACCACCCGCGGAGCCUCUCGUUCUUGAAAUCGACAGUGACACCACCGAAACCACGACCAUCCACGAACAGGGCGAAAGAUUUGAUCAGAUCUCAAAUGCUACUUCAACGGAGGAUGAAUUAAGCGAAGCGUUAAACGAUACCUUGAAGAGAAACAAAUACUACGGUACAAACACUUACGAAGACAGAAACGGCUGGGUGACGCUGGAAGCAAUUCCGUGGUCUAAGAGCAAAAUUUCUAAGUGGCAGGCCAAUCCCAGCACGCAACGACCUUGGCCAGAGAUAAAGCCAUGGGAUAAACCGAGCGUGAAACCAUGGGCCAGCGAUUUUACCAUCAGACCCACUUAUGAAAACAACAAGCCGUGGUACGACAAGCCAAAACCCAACUGGCCCGAGAGUAACGAGAAACCGUGGCAGAAGCCGAUUUCACGUCCCCCUUACCGCCCUGAUGACGCGUCUAAUCAGGCGCAGAAGUGGCCGCCGGAGAGACCGUCCUGGAACAAGUAUGACCCUCAUCGUCCCAGCAGCGAUAUCAUCACGGACGACAGACCGGCCAACUUCCCCAGUACUUGGUCCAGUAGGCCGCAGACCGCCUCGUAUCAAUUUAUUGAUAGAUAUUCGGAGAAGGACCAGGCGGGGGACGGGAGUAAUUGGCAUGAUUACCCGUCCAGAUACGAGGACCGUCCUCGGCCAACUCUGAUCACCGAGAGACCGAAUUUCUCGCAUUAUCAGUACGUGAACAAUCAUCCACCGAGUCAUCCGUCGAGCGGCGACGGCCAGUGGAUUCUCUUGUCGACGAACCGAGGAUAUUCCAAGUCGAGGCAGAGAUCGAUCAAGUUCGACUCGAUAAACUCAGCGGAGCCAUUCAAGAGUAUCAAUACGACGGUUCGCGGAAACGAGGAUAGACGAGCUGAAGAAGCUCCGGUAGCGGUGAUGACAUCGAAACGCCAGGUCAGAUUGACGGUGUUGCCAUCGAUCAACGGCACGAACACGACGACGUCCCACGGAGGCCUUCUGGAAGUCGAGAAGACGUUCAAGAGCGUCGAGCAGAGCCGCAAGGAGUACGAGAUGGAGAAGCUGACGACCAUACCGAACAUCCUGAAGAAAAGACCGAUCAGGCACACAACCCUGAGCGCGCAACCGUCCAGUUCAGCCGUUCUAGCAGCCGUCGGAGCAGGUAUGCUGCCGGCGACGAUGGCGAUGAUGAUACCGAUGAUGCUGGGUCGUCGAAAGAGAGAUCUGAGACUGAUGAACAACGAUCUCGAAGUGGACCUGCAUAAGUUCGCGAGGGAGUAUAACGUUCAACUAAGGAGACCAGUAGGACUGUAGGAAUUAAGAUAGCAGAAUUCGUUCCAAGAAACUCAUUAGGAUGGCGAACGAUAGGGAACGCGCGCGCACAACACGUGCGAAUUAAAUGUUGAGAUGCAGGACAUAACACCGAGGGCCCGGAAACGGAAAUGAUUCAGCCGGAAAUUGGCUUCGCGCCGAAUAUCCGUCUGGUCCGUAUCAAUAAUUAAAUUGAGCGUACAAAAUGAUAUAUGCAUGACAUGACAGUAUUAUUGGAAUAUUUAUUAACGUUAUCGUAUUU